Molecule: messenger RNA, 1780 nt
Organism: Perca fluviatilis (European perch)
Lineage: Eukaryota; Metazoa; Chordata; Actinopteri; Perciformes; Percidae
Exons: 7
Coding region: 246-1382 (378 amino acids)
Molecular function (GO): cell-cell adhesion mediator activity
Source: RefSeq, a predicted model, not a curated record
CAGAACUCUUCAGCAUCCAUCCAGUCAACUGAAGUUUGGAGCUGACGCCGGCUGGUGUUCAUUGUGCUGCUGGUGCGCAGAAAAGAAAACACGGAGGAGGAAAAAUAGUUUCUCGGUCUGGACGACUGCUGGGUUAUAAGGACGGGCAAGAUGUUGCAGAGGUAGAACAUAUUCAACAGUUGGCGUUUACCUUUUGCAUCAGGACAAGUAGAGUACCACUCUUCCUCCUCCCUGUUAAAUGAGCGAUGAAGAAGAUGGUGAUCCAGGCCUCCUGUAGGAAAGGUCUGCAUGUGUGUUUACUCCUGAUGAUGGUGGGAAGACUACAGGAUGUUUCAGGCAGGGUAACAGCACCCGAGCGUCUGGAAGCUCCAGUGGAGAAGCCCUUCACUCUGAUGUGCAGUGUUUCUAGGGAACGAGGGGAGUCUCUAAGGCAGGUGCGUUGGUUGGAUGCCCAGAACAAGACCCUGCUGAGCUACCAACCUGGCAACAGAGACAGUGUGAGUGGACAGCAGUAUGUGGAGCUCGCCCCUUCCCCGAAAGACACCUCGGCUAUCACCAUCCGCAGGGUGGGCUUCCGUGAUGAAGGCUGCUACACCUGCAUCUUUGACAUGCAUCCUUCCGGUUCAAAGCAGGGACAGACUUGCCUCACUGUUACCUCACAAGUCACCGUUGAAAGCAACAAGACAGCAGUGAGUGGCAAGAAGGCCUCCUUCAUGUGCUCCUACGGUUUGCCUGAAAAGGUGCAGCAGAUUAUAUGGAGACACAAUUCUGCACAAGGAGAAUCCACAGAGGUGGCCUCCUUUGCAAAGCGGAGCGACCCCAUGAUAGAGCCUACGUUCCAGGGGAGAGUCUGGCUGAGUGCCUCCCUGUCCCACAGUGAGCUCACCAUCCAGCCUGUCACCAUCCAGGAUGAGGGCUGCUACACGUGUCUGUACAACACACAUCCCGACGGACCGAAGACCUCCACGGUUUGCCUCGCCAUCUAUGUCCUGCCAAAACCUCAGGUGAGCUACAAGACCACCUCGCCAGGUGUAAUCGAAGCCAAUUGCACCUCAGUGUCACGCCCCCCGACAGAGAUAGUUUGGAACGUGGAGAGGGAUAACAGAACCAUGGGCCCCCCUGUGACGACACAGCUUCCACAGAGCGAUGGGACCACUCUGGUCAUCAGUACGCUGACUGUCCAAUCUGGGCUGCUGAAAGACGUGUCCAUCAAAUGCUUGGUCCACCACAAAGGGCUUGAGUCACCAAUUGCUGUAUCCAUGAACACUAAAAUUGGGACGGCUCUCACCAUCCUGAUCUCAGUCACUACAGUGGCUGCCCUGUUGGUCAUGUCCCUCUGCUUCUGCCUUUGGAAGUGUUUCUUGCGCAAAGAAGCUGAUUAAUCUCUCAGAUGAGACCAGAGGCUAAAAAGAAGAGGCAGUGCUUCUCAGAGCCGACCUUGCAGAAUUGUUUCACUGUGUCAUCAUCAUCAUCCUCAUCAUCAUCUUGGUAAGAAGGGAAGAUGUUCUGACACACCUCUAUACAGUAGGAUGUCGAAUACAAUCCUAUUGAGGGACGCCAACAAUACCACGACAUUCAUCUCUGCUCUUCUUCCUCAGCAUCUGACUUUUAUAUAAUCUCCAGGCUGUCUUCACAUGGAAUCAGUGAGGAAAUGUUGAGCGGUCCAUGUUUUUCUUUCUGGCUCUGUAAUUGAUUGAGGCGAUGGACACACGUUUUUGCAACACACAGCAGAGUCACUGUAUGACAAAUUAAAGUACAGUGGUUUUGCUGUUACAACAUA